Molecule: messenger RNA, 1023 nt
Organism: Neurospora crassa OR74A
Lineage: Eukaryota; Fungi; Ascomycota; Sordariomycetes; Sordariales; Sordariaceae
Exons: 1
Coding region: 1-1023 (340 amino acids)
Source: RefSeq, a predicted model, not a curated record
AUGGAGUUCAGCACAGACAGCACUUCUUCUCAAAAGGAGUCAUUCCAGCCAAAAGACAUGGAGGAAAAUGCCAUGGAAGAAGGACCUAAUGCUAUGGAAGAAGGACCUAAUGCUAUGGAAGAAGGACCUAAUGCCAUGGAUUCCAGCGUAGACAUCCAUUUGCAAGAGGUUUCAUUAUCGCACGGGCCAGAGGACGAAAUUUACGAGGAAAAUUUACCUGUCGUUGAAAGAGAACCUGCUGUUAUGGAGGACACAACUGUCAUGGAGAAGGCGCAUGAACCUUUUGUGACGGAAUGGUCACCUAUCGUCGAAGGGUCACCCACUUUGGAAGGGGAAGAGUCACCCAAGGCGGAAUGGUCACCGAUCUCGGAGAAAGAACCUGUCCUCAAAGAGGAACCUAUCGAGGAAAGAACAUCUCCUUCCAUCGAAACGCCAUACUAUCGCAUCGAUACGCCACCCAUUGCUGAAAAGUCAUCACCCAUCAGAGAAAAGGAACCUGUCAUAGAGGAGCCAACUGUCGCGACAGAGCCAACCGUCGUGGAAAAGCCAUCUGUGCCAUCUGUUGUGGAAAAAACGUCUUCCCUGGGAAAGGCACAUGGUACAGAAAGGACAUCUGUCGUGGAAAAGGAGGCACCGGUGGAAAAGGGGGCAGCUGCAGAAACGAACGCACCCAUCGUGGAGAAGACAUCUGUCAUGCCAAACACUCAUAUCGCGGGGAAAGCACUUCUUAUUGAGAAGAUGUCUGUCAUGAAGGAAACACCUUUCGUCAACAAGGUACACGUACCAAGUACCAUGCAAAAGGUGCCUGUCGUGCUCAAGACAACUGUCUCGAAAAUGGCACCUUUUGUGGAGAAGUUCAAAAAGGAGAUUCGUGCCCUUCAGAACUAUCAGGAAGUCCCGUCAACAGCAGAACCGGCCGCCGCAAUAUCGGUCCUUUUCCUUUUCGCCGUGUACAUGACGCUGUUCACCUUGAUUUUCCGCCUCAAUGCAUCCUCGGUCCUUCUUUUCCUUCCACGGCUCUGA